This is a messenger RNA of Manduca sexta (tobacco hornworm), 2409 nucleotides long. Its product is annotated as Golgi reassembly-stacking protein 2. Gene Ontology annotation, molecular function: protein binding. Gene Ontology annotation, biological process: Golgi organization. The record is from RefSeq and is a predicted model, not a curated record. Gene Ontology annotation, cellular component: Golgi apparatus. NCBI's taxonomy places the organism in Eukaryota, Metazoa, Arthropoda, Insecta, Lepidoptera, Sphingidae.
UUUGCUAUUCCGGUUGCGCCACGUAGAAAAAUAUAAACGUCAAUGUCAAAAUUACGUUUGCAGUUAAAAUGCUGUUGUGUUGUAAUAUUUCAAAAACGAAGCUGAAAUAAUAAGAAAUACGAAUUUUAUUUACGCGCACAACUUUUUCUUUUGAUUGUACGAUUCCAAAUGGGUUCCUCCCAUAGCACUGAAGUGCCAGGAGGUGGCUCGGAAGGAUAUCAUGUUUUGCGGGUUCAGGACGGGUCGCCAGGUCAAAAGGCUAAUCUCGAACCAUUUUUUGACUUCAUAGUUGCAAUAGAAAACACUAGAUUGGAUCAAGACAAUGACACACUAAAAGAUUUAUUAAAGCAGAAUAUCGACAACACAAUUAAAAUGUUAAUUUACAGUAGUAAAACUCAGUCAGUGAGAGAAGUAAUGAUCACUCCUAGUGCCAGCUGGGGUGGGCAAGGUCUACUGGGUGUUAGUAUAAGAUUUUGCUCCUUUGAAGGUGCAAACGAAAAUGUUUGGCAUGUACUGGAAGUCCAUCCAUCAUCUCCUGCAGAGUUAGCAGGGCUCAGACCAUUUUCUGAUUACAUCAUUGGUGCUGAUUCUAUAAUGCAUGAGAGUGAAGAUCUUUUCACUCUGAUAGAAGCCCACGAAGGUAGAGCACUGAAGCUAUAUGUUUAUAAUGCAAAUGAUGACACUUGUCGUGAAGUUCUUAUAACACCAAAUCACAUGUGGGGAGGAGAUGGCAGUCUAGGCUGCGGCAUAGGGUAUGGCUAUCUGCACAGGAUACCUGUGAGAGGUGCACAAAAUGUUCAAGGACAAAAAUUGUAUACUCCAAUGGCAACACAACAAACAUCUCAACUUCAGCAGAAUCUAAUUUCAAAUGUUCAAAAUUUAAAUAUAAAUGAAGAGAAGGUGCCAUUGGUCAGCUCCCAAGCUUCAAACAUUCAAGGGGAGCAGGUGCCUUCUGCACCACCACCAUUUUUAUCUGGAGUUCCAAUGGUCAAUCCAGGAAAUUUUACUGUGCCUACUAACGCAACACAGCAACUGAAUGACCAAGCUCCUCAACAAACUACUUUACUACAACAACCAAAUAUUCCACAGCCACCAAUGACGGCCCAAACUGUUGUCUCUAACAUGGCUACAUAUUCUAGCAAUUUAGCAGAUGCAACUUUGACAAAUCUGGGUAGCAUCCCAUCAGUUUCAAAUGUUCAACCACCAGCUCCCCUGCCGAAUCUGCCUGGGAUUCCCAUGAAUCAGCCACAGCCUUACAUACCGAUGAUGCCUAAUUACACACAGCAACAAACUCCUACUAGCAUUCCCCAAAGUGCGCCAAAUUUGGUACCAACGUUUGAUAUGAGCAGUUUUGCACCAGCUCCUAUACAACCAGCCAUCUCCACUGGGUUGCCCAUAGUGACUCCAGUAUCAUUACCAGGCAUGCCUUCAAUAACAGUGAGCGCUACACUGCCGGUCUCUACUAUGCAAGAAAUCCAUCAACAACAAACUUUACAGCCACAAGACUUAUUAUCGUAAAGGGAUGAGAGAUAAAUAAAACAUUAUCUUGCUAUUAUUAUUUUGACAUGGUAUUUUAUGUGAAUUUUAUUUUCAAACUUUGCAGAACGCAUCAGUUAAGUAUAUGUGUAUUUGUUUUCAUUACAAUAUUCAGGAAAGAAAAAAAUAAAAUUACUACCCACUCCAAUUAUCCUAUGGAAUUUGGUUGUACAGACAACUUGCAGCAAAGGCAUUUAUUUAUACAUAUUUUAAAACGAAGAAUUCUAGAUAUAAUUUUUUUUUCUUCCUUGAAUAUAGUAUAAUAAAUUAUUACUCUCGCUAUAAAAUGCCUACGUCUAAACAUGUCCACUGUACUCGAAAACUGUCCAAUUCUGAGUAUGUGUAAAUUAUAGGUACCUACCUAUAAUAUUGGAGAAUAGAAACAAAUUUGAAAGACCGGAGGUAGUACGUAAUUUAAUAAUUAGCUAUGCCUAAAGUUUAUUUAGAUUAAGAAUAGUAAUACUAAGUAUUGAGUUAAUAUUCCAUCAUUUAAUUUGAUUAAUUUCAUUGUGGUUUGUAAAAUGUAAGUCGUAUAAUCUCUCAUAACAUCCACCUUCUCAAUUUGACCGUCUGAAUGACGUGCCCCUGUCGCGUGAUUCGGAUUUCGGCCGAUUGUUAAAUUAUCCACUGUGGCCCUUAUCCCCAAGGUACUCACUUCUUUUAAUUAAGUAUCUAUUACUUGAUACAAUAAAUUAUUGAUAUAAGCUAACAAUUUGUACAAUUAGACAAUUCAGAAUUGGACAUGAUUAAUUUAAAAUUUAUAACCCUGUGGAUAUUUAUAGAAUAGGUCAUUUUAAUACGAGACGAAAUUACAUUAUUUAAAUAAUUAUUGUUAUGUAAAAAACUUGGCAAAAAUACACGAUAUAAGAUAAA